AUGGAAAGUACAUGUUCUGAAAGAUUUUUAUCUGCAUCGUCAGAUGAAACUGAACGCUACCUAUAUCCAAAGCGAAUUAAAAUAGAAAGUAAUCAAAAAAGCAUAGAGAAAGAGGAGUGGGAGCAGCAAAAGCUAGAACAAAGCGUACACCGUGUGAACAGGUACCAAACAUCACCACAUGAACCUAUACAUUUAUCAGAAAGACAAAACAACUGGGCAUUAGAAACGCAAAGUUGUGAUGCAGCAAGAAAAACUUCGAGAGAGUUUUUCCAUUUUCAGAGUUGUAGUAAUGAAAAAUUACCAUGUAGAGUAUCAGAAAAUAAACUGUCCACCAAAAAAUGGAAUCCUGAAAAUGAAAGCCAAAAUACUAAAGAAGAUGACAUUUCAUUAAAUGCACAUGGACAGCUUCUUGAAGCAGAGUUGCUCAAUGUGUGGAGUGCUGCUAACAUAUGUAAAAAUCUACAGGUAUUAAAUCCACCCCAAGUGCAGCAGAACAACAAUAUAGAACAAAAUGAUAAAAGAAGUGUUGAUAAUGAACUCAGACAAAAUUCUUCAGUUACACCCUUAAAAAGAGACUCGUUUCAGAUGGAAUAUUUAAGUCAUAAGUCUAUCUCUGAUAAAAAAUGGAAACAAUACCAGCUUUUGCAAAUUCCAUUUUUACGUGGUACCAGUUCUGUGUUUUCACACAUAGAACAUGAGAAAGAUAAUUUUAUGAAAAAAGUAUGUUCUACAGAAGAUAAUUUCAGUAGCAAUAAUGAAACUACUGCAGAAAGAGACAAUAAAGAAAAAAAUAAUUCAUCAUCUAUAAUUCCAACAUUAAAACCUUUUAAAAGUAUACAACAGCUGAAAAUCCCUAAUUUUCAACUUCCUAGCAUUUCAAAUAAAAUAAAUAGUAAAAUGACAUCAACUAACUUGGAGGAGAUGGAUUGGAAGAAUUUUAAAGGCCAGACAUCUUUGAUGCAAUCUAAACAGUUACAUGGUGUGCAAAAAAUGUCUGAGGUAGAGAAACAAAAAUUGCAAAAUGAUAAAAGCAGUGUAAAAGCUUCAACUGUUGGUACUGAAUUUAAAGAAAAGAAUUACCCAUCUAUUAGCAAAGAAGAGCACAGUGCUUUGGCAGAAGGAGGAAAAGUAUCUGUAACUUAUUUCAGAGACAACAGCACUGACAUUGAAUGUAAUCAAAUAUUUGCUGAAAAUUGUUUCAAAGAUAAAGUGCUGGAGAAUUCAGAUGGUGAUGAUGACCAGAAGUCAACGAUUCACAUUUACAUUAGUGCUAAAAACAUUCAGAAUGAGAAAUGUGUCAGCUGUAAUGAUCUUUUGAAGAGAAUGGGGAGGAAGAGCAGUAAUGAGAAAGCAGGAACAUUUCAUAUACAGACAAGUAUUCCAGUAAUAACAGAAACAUUAGAGAAAAAUAAUUGUAUAGAUGCUGAUAGAAGAGAAUGUGUGAGGUCAAAAGAGUUGCAAACAAAUUCUCAUAAUUUUCUUUCUAAAAAAUAUUUUUCUAUUUUUGACACAUAUGAAAAAAUUCCCCUUACUACUGAUUCUGAAGACUUUGACCAGAUCCCAGUUGUAAUCCAAGACAAUUCUGUCAAAAAAAAGUUGUCUGAAGAAAAUGCAGUCACCAGUUCAAAAGAGGUUCCUAAUUUGCCUGCUAAAUCAAAUGAUGCCUUAAUUCUACCUGAGCAGUCAAAAACAACUAUGGAAAAAUGUAGCAGCUCUUUUGUCAAUAAAGACAAAGUAGUAAGUGAAGAUGGACACUGCAGGAGUUCCUCAAGUGCAGACAAACAAAAACAAAGUGAAAAAAUUCAUGCCACUAUACAAUACCCAUCCACAGGAAGUCCUGCCAUGCCAGAUACAUACUUGCAAUUACAGGCUAAAGAAACAGUACAGUUUUCUUUACAAGGGCAUACACAGACAAACAAGGCAGCCAAUUUAGAGCCAGCAACUUUGAAACAUAAUCUUGAAUAUGUAAAAGAACAGGAAGAGAUAUAUGAUGAACAAAUGCAUGUAACUAAUGAAAGUCAAUGUGAGACUGUAAUGAAUGACUUGAUUAUGUCAUAUUCAGAAGAUGAAUCUAAAACAUUCAUUGCUGCAGAAGAGGAAUUAAAAAUGCAUUUAACCGUAAUGAACAAUGGAUGUCUUGAAGAUGUAAAAGAUAAGUAUUUACCUUUAGAAAAUAAAAUCACAUAUGAAUUUGAACUGAAGAGAAGAUUUGAUUUAGUGCUAGAAGAGCUACAUAUGUUUCAUGAAAUUAGCAAGGGAAAUGAAAACAAUUUAUCUAGUUUGGAAACAAACUCACACAACAAUUAUUGUGAAUUAAAUAAUUCUGAGGGUCUAGAUGAAAAUGUGACAAGUGUUCCUCAAAAGAAACUAUGUAUUUCUUCUCCAAUCUCUGGUACUAUAGAAGGCCAAAACAUAACUGACAGUAGUGGAAGUUCAUUAAACAAAAAGAUAUCAAAUGAAAAUGAAGACCAAAAAGUAUCUAAGGAAUAUUGUAUUUCAAGACUGUCAAGUGAAGAAUUGCUGCAUUUAGCUAUUGCAGAAGGCCAUUUUGAUGCAGCUUAUAAAAAGCCAUACACAUGGGACCCAGCUUUUUUAUCCUGCACACUUCUUAAGGAACAAAACUAUAAUUUACAGAAAGAGGGAGGAUACUUUCUGUCACAUGAAGUUAUAAGAGUACAGCCUCUUAAAACAUGCAAGGGCCCCAUCAGGAUUGGGCUGUCAAGAAAAGCUCGACCCAAACAGCUUCAUCCUUAUCUGAAAUGA
Messenger RNA from Haliaeetus leucocephalus (bald eagle), 2763 nucleotides. It is a transcript of the gene RAD51AP2, whose product is annotated as RAD51 associated protein 2. The coding region runs from base 1 to 2763 and encodes 920 amino acids. NCBI's taxonomy places the organism in Eukaryota, Metazoa, Chordata, Aves, Accipitriformes, Accipitridae. The record is from RefSeq and is a predicted model, not a curated record. The transcript has 5 exons.